This is a messenger RNA of Lasiosphaeria miniovina, 1753 nucleotides long. RefSeq lists its product as uncharacterized. Lineage: Eukaryota; Fungi; Ascomycota; Sordariomycetes; Sordariales; Lasiosphaeriaceae. The transcript has 4 exons. Bases 82 to 1539 code for a protein of 485 amino acids. Gene Ontology annotation, cellular component: endoplasmic reticulum. Gene Ontology annotation, molecular function: protein binding. The record is from RefSeq and is a predicted model, not a curated record.
AGCAGCCAUCGCCCUCCAUAGUAUCUCAUCAACACCCUCAUCAACGCCGCCGUCAUAUAUCACUCUUCUCAUCACGUCGCCAUGUCCUUCUUUCAAGGGACUCUUCCAGAGGGCAUCGCAACGGCAGUCCAGGAGGCAAAGUCCGUCGUGUGUUUUGUGACAGACGGCCAGACGGAGAGCCAGUCGUGGGAGGAAGAGUUCCUCGCAGUUGAAGAUAUCGUCUCACUGCUUAAAGACCAGGCUGUGACACUGCGUCUGGAGGCGGGAUCGCAAGAAGAAGGCCACCUUAUUCAGUUCUACCCGGUUCCCAAAAAGCCCACGAUCGUCAUAAUCAAGAAUGGCGAGCUGAAAGAGUAUAUUGCCGCUGGCGUAUCAAAGGAUGAUUUCAUGAAGCGGAUUAGCCAGGCGCUGCGGCCCGCCGUGGCUGUUCCAGUUCAGACGGAAGCCACCAGUGUGCCGGUACAGACACAGGCACAGGCACAGGCACAGGCAUCUGUACCUGCCCCGGUGUCCGCUCCAGCUUCAGCACUGCCCCGGACUCGGCCAACCCCGGGAGCUGGAUCGACGGCGACUAGCUCAAGUCAAGUCACGCCGUCACCGGCAAACGAAACCCGGGCUCAGAUACAAUCAUACCAGUCAGCACAGAAAAAGAACGAAGAACGUAAAAAGAGGGAAGAGGAGGAGGCCAAGCGAAUCCGCGCCGAAAAAGCGAAAGCGAAAGCAGAUGCCCAGGCAACAGGAGGGGGUUCAGAUCCAAAGGCCAAGCAGGCCGAGCUGUUGAAAAGGAGGCAGAGGGAAGCGCGAGAAGAGCGGCAAAGGAUCCUCAAGGCCAUCGAAGACGACAAGGCUGCGCGCCGGGCGCUGCAGGCCGAGAGGCAGGCCGAGCGCAACGCGACCGUCGAGGCCGAAAAGGCAGCGCCGGCAAGCCAAACCCUCACGUCCAAAGGCCGGCCGAGUGAGCACUGCUCGAUCCAGGUCCGGCUCUUCGACGGCUCCACGAUCCGCAACCGCUUCAGCAGCGCCCAGACCCUCAAGGACGUGAGGCAGUGGGUUGACAAUACCCGCGAGGACGGCAACACCAACUACACGUUCAAGGUCCUCCUGACCCCGCUGCCGAGCAAGAAGCUCGACGUGACCGAAGAGGCAAAGUCUCUCCUGGCGCUCGGGCUCACGCCAUCGUCGACGCUGAUCCUCUUGCCCGUCCAGAAGUUUGCCGCGGCCUACGUGGGGGCCGAUCCGCAGGGCAACGUCUUCUCCCGAUUUAUCGCCUUCAUCCUUGCCAUCGUCAGCGGCUUCUUUGGCGGUGUCGCGGCCUUCUUCUCGACGCUGUUCAGCAACAGCGGGCCGCCAACGGCGCCUGAUCCGGCUGCUGCCCAGGGCCAGGCGUCUGACCAGAACAGGAGUCGUGUUUCGAGACUUAACAACCGCAGCAGUGGAGCUGACAGGCGAGAUGAGCAACAGUUCUACAACGGGAACUCUGUGAGUGCUACUUCCUUCAAGUGCUCCUCGCGGCUUUGCGAUUUUGUUCAUGACGAAUAGCCCAGAACCACUCACUAACCCAGAUGCAGACAAAUUUCCAGCCAAGACGGAACGAUGACGAAGAGUAGGCGGGAGGAGACUUUCAUUUAAUAAGGGGCUAGGGUGGGGGAGUCUAUUGACUGCCUAGGAAUUAAAGCCAGAGGUCGAUGUAACGCUUCAAGAGCAGAGUUUAUUGUCAUUUGGGUUUUUUUCUUGGUUUGUAUUUUACAGCAAU